CUCGCUCGUUGUCUUUGACCACCACUGCCGUUCGGACGUAUUGCGCUCGACAUGGCCUCGCUUCACUUCUGCCAGGAAUGUAACAACCUUUUGUAUCCGAAAGCCGACCAGCAGCGUCGCAUUAUGGUCUACGCAUGUCGUAUUUGUCCAUACGAUGAGAUCGGAGAGAACAAGUGUGUGUACAGGAACGAUCUGCUUACAGUCACAAAAGAACAAAUUGGCGUCACCACAGACCUCGGUGCAGAUCCCACUCUUGCUCACGCUGACAUUCAAUGUCCCGAAUGCGGACACGACGAUGCGGUUUAUUUCCAAGACCAGUCGAAACGAAAAGAAACUCGCAUGAUCCUGUUUUAUGUGUGCACCAGGUGCAAUCACAGUUUCUUGGAUCCGACACUACCUUCGGACAGUAGACCAGAGGUGGAAUGAUUGGGAUGUCUUCGUUUUGUCCCACGUCUUCGCCGUUCCGAUAUCAUUGUGGACUAUCUAUCAUAGAUUGAGUUCGGCUUGGUAUGUUAGAUGCUUGUAUUUUAAUCUGUAUGCAUAGUGUAUUCCCUUGCGAAGGAUAACUGAAGCUAGCUCAAUCUCAUGGACUUGUUCCUUAUGAUGUUGACCAUAUACGUUGCAUUGCAAGUGCAAUUAUACUUACUGUAUGAAGAUG
Molecule: messenger RNA, 658 nt
Organism: Somion occarium
Lineage: Eukaryota; Fungi; Basidiomycota; Agaricomycetes; Polyporales; Cerrenaceae
Source: the annotation of a GenBank genome assembly